Chanos chanos (milkfish) is the source of this 1398-nucleotide messenger RNA. It is a transcript of the gene c5h5orf22, whose product is annotated as chromosome 5 C5orf22 homolog. Bases 1 to 1332 code for a protein of 443 amino acids. NCBI's taxonomy places the organism in Eukaryota, Metazoa, Chordata, Actinopteri, Gonorynchiformes, Chanidae. The transcript has 10 exons. The record is from RefSeq and is a predicted model, not a curated record.
AUGGAAACUCAGCGACCGAAACGCAUGUAUGUUAAAUUGCCUGUAUGGAUUGUGGAAGACCAUCAUGAUGUUGUGCGGCACAUAUACCGCGCUAUAGCCUCCCGGCAUAUUUCGAUGAGGGAUAUUAGGAUGAUCCAUUUGGACUCGCAUCCCGAUUUGCUGAUUCCCGUCAAUAUGCCUGCAGACACUGUGUUUGACAAAGACACUCUGUUAGAAGAGCUGAGCAUUGAGAAUUGGAUUAUGCCAAUGGUCUACGCCGGGCACAUUUCCCACGUGGCCUGGCUUCACCCGUACUGGGCGCAGCAGAUUAAAGAAGGCGAGCACUCGAUGUUUGUGGGGAAAGACACCUCCACGACCACCAUCAGGGUUACAAGUACAGAUGAUUAUUUUUUGAGUGACGCCCUCUACGUUCCGCAGGACCAGCUGGAGAACCGCAAACCUUUACGGUUAAGCGUCAUCCGAGUAGAUCCUGUGAACGGCCCUCUUCAGAAAGAGAUGGUUGAAAAGAGGACGUGCGGUGCUAAAAAGCUGAAAUCAACCGAAAGCAGCAGUCCCUGUGCUUGCACUUCAAGUCCACUAGGUGGCAGCACCUCCUCAGGACCCAACAACAGCACAACCAAGACAAGUGUAGACUCAACCAAGCUGGAAGAAAACACAGACUCUGAUAAGGGUUCCACCGCCCAGGUGGUGAAUAGGCUGCUCUCCGUAAUCGAACAGACUGACUCUUACAUACUUGACAUUGACCUGGACUUCUUCUCAUGUAAAAACCCCUUUAAGGAGCUGUACACUCAGGAGGAGUAUGGAAUACUGCAGGAGCUGUACAGCUUCAAAAAGCCAGCAGACAAUACGGAGGAGGAGGCACUGAUAGACUGUGUGGAGCGACGCACACGUCAGCUGGAGGAUCUGGAGGCUGCGUUUGCAGACCUGCUGGAGGAUGACAGUCAAGAGACAGUAAAUCGCCUGGCUGCACAUCCAGGAAUGAAACCUUUGACCACACUCGUGCAGAGCCUGAAGAAACGGACUGAGACCCCAGACUAUGAGAUGGUGCACCAAGCCGGGCUGACCUGCGACUACUCUGAGCUUCCUCAUCACGUGAGCAGUGAGGAGGAGAUCGAGCGUUUGCUCUGCUCUGUGGAGCUCAUUCUGGAGGCUCUACCAAAACCCACUCUCGUCACCAUUUCCAGGUCCAGUCUGGAUGAGUACUGUCCCGCAGAACAAGUGAACCACAUUCAGGACAGUGUUCUGACCGUGCUGGAGAGCCUCUACGGUUCCUUGGACAUCCACAAGGAGUACGAGUCUGGUCAGACAGAAGGUGAACCGCAGAGUGCCUAAGGGAAGGGCCGGAGGGUCGGUUGACCUGCAGUGGAAGUGUCAGCCACGUCGACAUUAAUGUGUAGU